Molecule: messenger RNA, 2252 nt
Organism: Menidia menidia (Atlantic silverside)
Lineage: Eukaryota; Metazoa; Chordata; Actinopteri; Atheriniformes; Atherinopsidae
Source: the annotation of a GenBank genome assembly
CUCGCUUGAAACAAUCCCUGUAAAACCAGUCCUUCCCAGGAGUUGCGCAGGGAAAGUGCACGUAUUUCUGCUAUCUAAUCUGAAUGGAAGAUGCAGUAUCUACCUUUGUAAUUUAAUCAGGGUUGAAAGUGGGAUAGAACAUACAGAAAGUAGCUAAACGUACGCAUUAACGGACGAAAUACGUUUUUUUUCAGCGUCGAAGAAACUGGUCUUUGAAAGCUGAAUUGCUUCGGUUUAACGAAUGACAGUUUUUUUUUUUAUCACUGUAAACUUACUUGAGGUUAAACGGCAUCGAACAACCGACCACGCCAUCAAACCUUUUCAAUUUGGUUUAGCUUCGUUGUUGAAGUGCUUUAGCUCCAGCGCUAAUUUCUCCACCGGUAGAUCAGCGACUUUUUAGUUGCUGAACACUAAAACAGAAACACGGCUUCGGCAGCAAGGUAGCACAGAGGGAAAACUAACAGGACAUGGAUUCUAGCAAAGCAGCUGGAGGUGUAAUAGCCUACAUCAGCUCAUCCAGCUCCAUUUCCAGCCCAGAGUCCUGUCAUAGUGACUCCUCCAAUGGCAGCUAUCAGUCAUCCUCGCCUCCUCGAGGCUCCUCACCCAGCCACAGCCAGCUGGCUCCAGCCAGCCCCUCACCAGCUGCUGGCAACCAAAACCUUCCAGGGACUCCGAAAAGUGGGCGCUCCACAUCCUCAGGAAAAUCUGGCAUCACCAAAAUCAAUGGCCUGGUGCUGCUAUGUAAAGUGUGCGGUGAUGUGGCCUCUGGUUUUCACUAUGGAGUCCAUGCCUGCGAGGGAUGUAAGGGCUUUUUCAGGAGGAGCAUCCAGCAGAACAUUCAGUAUAAGAAGUGCCUUAAGAGCGAGAGCUGCCCUAUAAUGAGAAUCAACAGGAAUCGCUGCCAGCAGUGCCGCUUCAAAAAAUGCCUGAUGGUUGGGAUGUCCAGAGACUCUGUACGCUUUGGUCGAAUCCCAAAGCGGGAGAAGCAGCGCAUGCUGCUGGAGAUGCAGAGUGCCAUGACCAACAUGAUGAACAACAACCAACUGCAAAGUCAGCUGCACAGCAACCAGUUGCUGCCCAUUGCCAAAGUGCUGCCAGCCAGUGGCACUGAACAUAUCUCUAAAGACACCGGCUCCACCUCCUCUCUUUCCUCUUCGCCACACUCCAGCCAAUCGGAGUCCAGUUGUGACCCUGAGCCUGCUGUGUCAAUGGACACCAGUUCCAACUCAUGCUCUCCCAGCUCCUCUGAUAGCAGCGAGGAGGAGGUGAUUGGCUCUGUGACCAGGGCCCACCAGGAGACUUUCAUGUACAACCAGGAGCAUAGCAGUCUCACAGCAGAGAUACCACCGUGCCAUGCGUCCUUGAACAAUGGCUUUGAGAAAACCAAUGAAAACCAGUGCAUAGAGCAGGGGCAGGAUGUCUGGAACCACCACAACAAUCUCGUUACUGUGGCAGGACAAAACUUGUCUUCCAUCAUGGGCCCUCAGGGGAAGGAAAAAAACACUCCCAUCGAGUGCCCAUUCCGAGUCUCCAGGAGCACCACCGCCAGCCACUCUCCAGCCUAUAUACACGGAGCUGUAAGAUCUCUGCACACAGAGGGCUACACCUAUGGAGCCCAUGGAAAGCCUGUGUGGAUAGGAGGCAACAGGAUGCAUCUGGUUUGUCCCAUGAACACAUCUCCUCAUGUCGACUCCGACAAGUCUGGCCAACAGGUGUGGGAAGAAUUCUCCCAAAGUUUCACCCCUGCUGUCAGGGAGGUGGUGGAAUUUGCCAAGAAAAUCCCGGGUUUCAGAGACCUGUCGCAGCAUGACCAGGUCAGCCUGUUAAAGGCUGGCACCUUUGAGGUGUUGGUGGUUCGCUUUGCCUCACUGUUUGACGUGAAAGAGCGCACAGUCACCUUUCUGGGUGGGAAGAGCUUCAGUGUGGAUGCACUAAGGGCCAUGGGGUCUGGAGACCUCCUUAACUCCAUGUUUGAUUUCAGCCUGAAGCUCAUGAACUUGGGUCUCAGUGAGGAGGAGAUGAGCCUCUUUACUGCUGUAGUGUUAGUCUCUGCUGAUCGCUCAGGCAUUGAGAAUGUUAACUCCGUUGAGGCCCUGCAGGAGACGCUGAUCCGCGCUUUACGAAGCCUCAUCACCAGAAAUCACCCCAACGAGUCAGCCAUCUUCACCAAGCUGCUGCUCAAACUGCCUGACCUGCGCUCGCUCAACAACAUGCACUCUGAGCAGCUGCUGGCCUUCAAGGUCCAUUCCUAA